Messenger RNA from Pollicipes pollicipes, 1146 nucleotides. Its product is annotated as leucine-rich repeat-containing protein 26-like. Lineage: Eukaryota; Metazoa; Arthropoda; Thecostraca; Pollicipedomorpha; Pollicipedidae. The transcript is spliced from 6 exons. Gene Ontology annotation, molecular function: protein binding. Bases 1 to 1146 code for a protein of 381 amino acids. The record is from RefSeq and is a predicted model, not a curated record.
AUGACACGGAGCUGGGAGCCGGGCCAGUGCAAGUGGCGUGACGGCAAGGAGGCGGCGCUGUGUGUCAACGCGUCGCUGGUGGAGGUGCCGUCCGGGCUCGACGCCGGCACGCAGGUGCUCCGGCUGGACGGCAACCGGCUGCAGGUGCUGACGGCGGACACGUUCAGCCGCCGGGGUCUGCUCCACCUGCAGCGGCUCUCGCUGGCCGCCUGCCGGCUCGGCCACAUCGACCAGCGCGCCUUCGCCGGCCUGGCGAACCUGGUGCAGCUGGACUUGAGCCGCAACCUGCUGCUGCUGGUGCCGUCCGACUCGCUGAAGCGGCUGGUCGGCCUGCGCGAGCUGCGGCUAGGCAACAACUUGAUCACGCGCCUGUGGCUACGGCUGGACAACAACCGGCUCACCACGCUGCCUGCUGACAGCCUGACGCCGCUGGCGAGCGUGCGCGAGCUCCACCUGCACGGCAACGCGUGGUCGUGCGACUGCCGGGUGCGGCCGCUGAAGCGCUGGCUGGAGAGGACGCGACCCUCGCACGCCGAGGAGCCGCGCUGCGCCGAGCCGCUGCGGCUGCGGGACGCGCCGUUCGGCACCGUCCGGCUGGGCCAGUUCUCGUGUCCGCCGGUCAUCCGACAGGGCGCGCGCCGCCACCAGGCCUGGGCCGGCGACAACGUGACGCUUUCGAGAAAAACCAGCAUGCUGACCAUCCAGGCGGUGCGCGCCGCCGCCGCCGGCCGCUACAUCUGCGAGGCGCGCAACUCGGCAGGCCGCGUCACGCGGCCCGUCACGGUCAGCGUGACGGAACGGGAGGGCGUUACGCACCUGACGCUGAAGCUGGACCGCGGCCUGCUGCUGGGCGCGCUCGUCGUCGGCCUGCUGCUCAGUCUGGCCUGCGUCCGCCACAACCCGUACACGUACCACGCGGUGCAGCUGGAUCGCUACCUGCUCGAGUACCGCUCGCUGCAGGACCAGCUGGCCGCCAUGCAGCGCAGCUGCCACAACCUGUCGACGGACCGGCGGCGCAGCCAGCAGGGCCUCAAGCCCAUCUUGAAAAGUCACGAGCACGUGACUGGCACGGCUCAGGCGCCGGUGGUGCGCAGAGCGCCGUACUUCGCGGCCACCGACACGUAUUUUUCUUACAGCGAGAGCUAG